Messenger RNA from Orbicella faveolata, 2609 nucleotides. Its product is annotated as histone H4 transcription factor-like. NCBI's taxonomy places the organism in Eukaryota, Metazoa, Cnidaria, Anthozoa, Scleractinia, Merulinidae. Gene Ontology annotation, biological process: regulation of transcription by RNA polymerase II; anatomical structure development. The record is from RefSeq and is a predicted model, not a curated record. Gene Ontology annotation, molecular function: DNA-binding transcription factor activity, RNA polymerase II-specific; RNA polymerase II cis-regulatory region sequence-specific DNA binding.
CCCCAGUAUGAUUCGUACUCGUGUUGUUUUUUUCUAUGCAACGAAUGCUAUAUAAUUGCGAUUCAAGACUUCAACUCCAGACUAACGAUUUGGAUGUUAGUAUGAAAUACAUGUACUCUUGCACGAAUAAAGAAAGCCACACGAUUUGCGGUAUUGUUUAUUUCUACUGUUACGAAUCCGAGGUAUAAAUUGUUUUCUCAAAAAAUUCUUUGAGUGUCUUGAAAUUCGAAACUUGAGCCUCGAAACUCGAUUCUUGAUUCUCGAAAGCAUCGACCACCAAAAUAUACAUACAUAAUUAUACGUCCUUUUCAAUCAUAAUGUAGAAAAAAAAACCUGCCGCUGGUUUAACAGUCUUGGAUCAUGUGUACUAAAGGCAUCCACAGUCAAGUGUCAAUGGAUACCCUCGAUCUAUACCCUCAAUUGACCCUUGAUGGAUACUCGAUCAACACCUCAGUUGACACUCCAGCAACACUCCAUUGACAUCUCGGUCAACAGUUGGUCGAAAGUCGACUAAUUUUCAAUCGAUGCAUAUGAGUAGGUCAACAUUCAGCCAACUAUCCAUCAACUGUUGAUCAAGUGUCAAUCGAGUGCCUUCCGAGUAUCAUUCGGGAUGUUUAUUGAGAUGUCGAUUGAAACCAUCGAUCGACACUUGAACGUGGAUACUUUUCGUACACAUGAUCUAGAGUCUUUUGAUGGUGGUUUUUCUCUGUAACCAAUCAGAUUUUUACAAGUAACUUUGCCACUAGUUGGCCACAAGGUCUGUGUUGCCAGUUAACAUAUUAAUUAAUUGGAUAUAUAUGUGAUUUUUAGAGUACUGGGAUAAUCAAUGUUUUGUCAUCUCUCAACUUCAUUAUGACUCCUCCCCCACCCACAAAGCCCCUACCCUCGACCAAAUAGGUAAAUUAGCAAAAAUGAGCAUGUGACAUUACAGUUGACCACCGAUAACUCGAACCCCCGGCUAACUCGAAGUAAUUUCAUUCCCUGCAGGCCAUUUUCUAUAUAAUUUUACCCUCGAUAACUCGAACCUUUUACUACUUCCCUUGAAGGUUCGAGUUAUCGGGAGUCGACUGUAUUUCUGUCUACAAAUCCAAACUUGCUGUCUCCAGUAGCACACUAUACUUGACACUAGCUCAUAUAGUUCAGGAUACGUUUGUUUGAUUCGUCCCUUAAACCCCUGUAGAUCAGAGCGAAGAAAGCACUCUGCACCGAACGACAUGUUGAGAUAUCUCUUCCUCUCAGACACAAUCAACAAAGUCAGGGUGAGGCCUGGCUACAUAGCUUCACCGCUGACCAAAUUCAUGUUGGGCUCACAAAUAAGAUGGCGGUAGAAGAUGGCGGGUUUUCUUUUCUCUGACGCUUUGCGGUUUUAAUUGCUUAUUUUCAGCUAUUUAGGAAUGGCAAUGGAUAUUCUUGAAUGUGAAUGGGGCUCAUGUGAAGAAAAGUUUCGUUUGUCAGACUUUCACGACUUCAGAGAGCAUUUUGAGGGGCAUUUAAGGGGAAUUUUACCAGGAUAUCGACGAGGAUUUUCCGACGACACCAUCCCGGAUAAUUUUUCGUGCUAUUGGCGAGAUUGUGGUUGGGAUUCACCCAUUGAUGCCGGCGAUUUGAUUCGCCAUGUUUUCUUCCACGCUUUUCACGCCAGGAUAAAGCUUGAAGGCUACAAAAAGCAACAAGAAAUGAAACUGGCACCUUGUACUUUGGACAACCAGAGCCGAAAUUUGCUGCCGGAUAUUCCCGAACCGUUUCUUUGCGAGUGGAGAGAAUGCAGCGUGGAGUUUAACUGUCCAACGCUCUAUUACAGACACGUAGACAGUCAUGCAUGGGCCGUGGAUAAGACUUUGAAGGAAACAGGAGAAAAUGGAAAGAAGAAAUACUCUGUAACCUGCCAGUGGGAAGGAUGUAAUUUUACAACUGUAAAUCACUACAAGCUGAAGGAGCAUUGCCGAAGUCAUACAAGAGAGAAAAUUUUUGCCUGUAUGACUUGCGGUGGUAUGUUUGCAAACAAGGCAAAGUUUGUAGACCAUGUGGUGCGACAGAAUUCUUCUGGGUAUGAAAGCUUUCAGUGUUCACAUUGUUUGAAGCACUGUGGGUCGGAGCGUAUCUUGCGAGAUCACAUGCGACACCAUGUAAAUAAUGUGAAAUGCCAGUUUUGUGACAUGACCUGCCCAAAUGCUUCUGCUUUAAAACAACACAUCAAAUUCAGGCAUUCAGCAGAAAGACCUUUUAAAUGUGAUGUGUGCAGUUAUACCUGUAAAAUGCAGUCAGACCUAAGACGGCAUCGUGAAUUCCACAAUGCAGUUUUAGCAUAUCACUGUGAUGUGGAGGGAUGUAACUUCUCUGCCCGAGCCAUGCAAACAGUGAAAAGACAUCAGAAAGUUGAUCACCAGGGCAUUGAUGUGAACCGAUACGAGUGCCAUGUCUGUGGACAGCGGUAUACAAGAGGUUCAGGGCUUACAAACCAUCUGAAGAAAAAGCACAGUUUCAGCUGGCCAGCUGGUCACCCCAGGUUUAGGUACAAAGAGUGUGACGAUGGCAUUUGUCGACUACAAACUGUGCGCUUUGAAAGUCUACAUUUAUCACAGUUGCUCAAUGAACAAGAGGGUGAAGAG